This is a messenger RNA of Rotaria socialis, 1194 nucleotides long. The record is from the annotation of a GenBank genome assembly. NCBI's taxonomy places the organism in Eukaryota, Metazoa, Rotifera, Eurotatoria, Philodinida, Philodinidae.
AUGGCACACGGAUUAUCUGAUGCUGAAAUGAAAAAAGAAUAUUUUGAUGCACAAGAUAAAUUGGAUGAUAAAUUAGAUAAACUGGCUGAAUGGAUUAAAAAAAGUAAACAUUUUAUUAUAUUUACUGGAGCUGGAGUAUCCACAUCAACUGGAAUUCCUGAUUUUCGUAGUGCAAUGGAUACUGUCUUACCAACUGGACCAGGUGCUUGGGAACUACGAGAUAAUAAGACAGAAAGAUCAAAAAAAGCUGUUGUUAUUCAUGAUAUGCACAAAGCUAUACCAUCACUUACACAUAUGGCUUUAGUUGAAUUACAACGUCGCGGAAUACUGAAAUGUUUAGUAUCACAAAAUUGUGAUGGAUUACAUUUACGUAGUGGAAUGAAUCCAGCUUGUUUAGCUGAGUUACAUGGUAAUAUGAAUUUGGAAAAAUGUUCAAACUGUGGCGCAAAAUAUUUACGCGAUUAUGAUGCAGCAAUCGGUCUUUUAAAUCAUCUAACAGGUCGUAAAUGUGAUAAACCAGAAUGUCGUGGUCCAUUGAAAGAUUCUAUUAUUAAUUUUGGUGAAAAUUUACCUGCAGAAGAAUUAGACAAAGCAUUUACACAUGCACAAAAUGCUGACCUUUGUCUCGUACUUGGUUCUAGUUUAACAGUAACGCCAGCAGCAGAUAUACCACGAAAGGUUGCUGAGAGGAGUAAGAAAUUAGUUAUUGGUAAUCUUCAACGAACACCAUUAUACUCAAUGGCUACAUUGAAUAUACACGCAUUCAGUGAUACUAUCAUGCAAGGUCUCAUGGAACGACUUGACAUACCAAUACCACCAUGGAUUGUUCGUCGGCGUGUGCGCGUGACACAAGAAAAAUCUUCAAAUGGUAGUAGUUGUGAAAUCUUAAUUGAAGGACGUGAUCCGGAUAAUACAGAUAUACCAUUCAGUCUUUUUAAAUCUAUACAAGUAAAUAGUGGAGAAAAGGCAAUAGAAAAGAUUAAUAAGGAACCAUUUAUAUUUGGAAUCACGAGCAACAAUUCAGAACCACUAAAUAUUCAUCUGGAAUUUUUUGGUCAUUAUAAUGAAAUUCCAUUCGACCUGAAUUACACAAAUGUUAACAGUAUGCCACAGAAAGAAGAAUUCUAUUUAUUUUAUAAUCCAAUGAUAGGACAAUGGCGUAAAACAACAAAAAGUGAUGAUUUCCCUCUUUAA